This is a messenger RNA of Salpingoeca rosetta, 459 nucleotides long. RefSeq lists its product as uncharacterized. The record is from RefSeq and is a predicted model, not a curated record. The coding region runs from base 1 to 459 and encodes 152 amino acids. Lineage: Eukaryota; Choanoflagellata; Craspedida; Salpingoecidae. The transcript has 2 exons.
AUGACAAUGGGGGAGAAGACAAAGAGAAAGAAGGUGGGCGAGGAGGGAGAGAAGAAGGAGGUGGAGAAGAAGAAGGUGCUGGUGGAGCAGGAGGAGGAGAAGAAGGGCAGGGGUGGUGCUGAUGGAACGGUGCCCCGGAGGAGCAAGGCCGGACCCCGCGCACCGACAUGGGCGAACGCGGAUAAGCUGGAGGAAAAGAAGCAGGCCACCAACAAGGAGAAGAACAACAGCAACGGGUCACGGAGGCCAACAAAAGGGUCGUGCACGUUUGUCGUUGUGGUGGCGUUUUCGAGCACAAUGGUGUCUGCUCUGGGCUGCCGCGUUUUCGUGCGGGUCUGGAUGAAGGCUGCCGGGGGUCCGGCACGGCAAUGUCUUGGCCUGCAUGCUUGGGUCUCGGGGAGUAGUCGCGGGCAGACCCCGCCCGCCCUCUUUGCUGAAACACCAGCUGCGUGCCCUUGA